AUGUAUGUGAAAUGGUUUGAUACAGUAAUGUUUUACUAUGUGAUUUUAGUGAAUGUCACUUUUUGUCAUUUUCACUUUUCCCGCCAUUCCGUCCCCACGUAUGUCCCGACGUUGCAGGGGACGGAACCCAGAUGACAGAUGCUGGCAUCUGCCGGAGGACAUUGCCGGGGACACUGCAGGAGGGACAUCGUGGGAGAAGGACAAGGUAAGAGAAGAACAGAUCCCGGAGCAGCGCCGCAUGGUAAUCCCGAGUGUAGCUCAGGGUUACCGCUUGUGCUACACUCGGGAAUACCGCCAGGGAGGU
This is a messenger RNA of Staurois parvus, 304 nucleotides long. The record is from the annotation of a GenBank genome assembly. Lineage: Eukaryota; Metazoa; Chordata; Amphibia; Anura; Ranidae.